AUGGAUUUUGACAUUGGGGGAGACCACUUCGACACAGUGGGAGAGGAAUCAUCAAGUGCAGAGGAAUGGUACAAGGGCGCAGGGACUUGUUACUCUCGGGACGGCACAACCUUCUUGGACCUAUUCAACGCUGAUGAGUAUGUGGACUGCAGGAAAGAUAAUCUUUUUUAUCCUUUUGCAUUGAGGAAUGAGUGGGAAGUUGCCGAUUUUCUUCUUCAGUCCUCCCUCAGUAUGGCGGCAAUCAAUGAAUUUUUGGCACUCUUGAUGAUUCGCGAACUAAAACUAUCUUUCAACAACGCUAAAGAAUUACGAAGCCGUGCCGAGAUGCUCCCCAAGGGACCGAGCUGGAAAUGUCAACCCAUUACCUCGCCCCAUAGCACGAAACACCCGAUCCGACUAUUCUGGAGGGAUCCUGUUGAAUGCUUAGAGAGUCUGUUCAGCAACCCCCUCUUCCAUGACAAGCUCGACUUUGUCCCUCAUCGCGUGUACACUACUGCAGCGCGGGUUCUGCGCGUAUAUUCGGAGUGGCUGACGGGUGAUUUUGCUUGGGAUAUCCAGAACCAACUACCUAGAGGCGCUACAAUCCUUGGGACUGUACUAUCUUCCGACAAAACAAACAUCACCACUAUGACUGGUGCCAGGGUCGCUCAUCCACUUCUUCUAGGCCUUGCGAAUAUCCGCAUGCGCACUCACACCAAACUCUCGUCUAGGGCAUUCCUACUUACAGCUCUCCUCCCUAUCCCACAGUAUUUGCACCCCAAUCAACGGAUGUGGGGCGUGCUUGAAGAUCGCCUCAUACACGAGUGUCUUGUCAUUGUCUUGAAACCAUUGAUGAUAGCAGCCGAGAUCAGGAUCAUGAUGUCAGAUCCGGUGAGCAACGUUCGUCAUUGUUAUAUGCCUCUUGCAGCCUACAUUGUCGACACCCCCGAGGCAUGUAUGCUUGCGUGUGUGCAUGGCAAAACUUCCCCAUUCACCAUGGCGUCAUAUCUUGAGUUUGGGGAUGAUUUUCGUCAUCCUGAACGCACGCGCUCCGUCACACUUGAACAGCUUGCGAACAUCAAGGCCGACCCCAAUAACCUCGAAGCUUUUUUUGAAGUGUGUGCUGAAUACCAGCUAAACGGUGUUCACGCACCUUUCUGGAUGUACUGGCCGUAUGCUGAUCCCUCAGUCUUUCUGACACCGGAAUCUCUGCACCACUGGCAUAAGGAAUUUUGGGAUCAUGACCUUCACUGGUGUCUUGUAGCUGUUGGAGCACUGGAACUUGAUUUUAGAUUCUCGAUUUUGCAGCCAAUCACAGGCUACCGCCACUUCUCUUGUGGAAUCUCAAAGCUCAAGCAAGUCACAGGGAGAGUUCACCGUGAUGUUCAGCGCUACAUCAUUGGUUUGAUCGCUGGUACAGCCCCUCGUCGUUUUGUAACCGCGAUCUGUGCCCUUAUGGAUGUCCGAUACAUGGCGCAAUCCCCUUCCCCUGAUGAUAAUUUAUUGACAUCUAUCGACCAAUCGCUCUUGAUAUUUCAUCAAAACAAAGAUGUCAUCAUGUCAUUGGGUGCACGGAUGGGUACUAAGAAACCAAUCGACAAUUGGUUCAUACCUAAGCUGGAGCUGAUGCAGAGCAUUACUGCUAGUACGCGUAAAGUCGGUGCUCUCAUCCAAUGGUCUGCGGAUGCCACCGAACACGCUCACAUAUCCGAAAUCAAGGACCCCACGUGA
Suillus discolor is the source of this 1710-nucleotide messenger RNA. RefSeq lists its product as uncharacterized. Bases 1 to 1710 code for a protein of 569 amino acids. The record is from RefSeq and is a predicted model, not a curated record. Lineage: Eukaryota; Fungi; Basidiomycota; Agaricomycetes; Boletales; Suillaceae. The transcript is spliced from 3 exons.